This is a messenger RNA of Cyclocybe aegerita, 1860 nucleotides long. The record is from the annotation of a GenBank genome assembly. Lineage: Eukaryota; Fungi; Basidiomycota; Agaricomycetes; Agaricales; Hemipholiotaceae.
AUGGCAUCGCCAGCCAACAUCCCCGAUCUCGAGACGGAGAUCGCAGCGCAGACGGCUAGGUUCAACGAGCUGCGGCUGGCUGGCCAACCGCUGGACGGCAUCAAACAGACCCUCUCCGAGUUGAAGAAGACGCUUGCUCUGGCCAAGAAUGCAGGCGGGGAGAAGAAACCCAAGGCAGCGGGCGCAGACGGAGAGGCGCGGCCAGAGAGCUCCUCACAGGAGAAGAAGAAGGAGAGGCUGCUGCUGAAAACAGCAAAGGGCACCCGCGACUACGGCCCCGCCGAGAUGUUCUGCCGCUCCCACAUCGAGCGCACCAUCACAGACUGCUUCACCACCUACGGCGGCGCCUGCCUCGACACGCCCGUCUUCGAGCGCAAAGACGUGCUGACCGACAAGUACGGCGAGGACGCCAAGCUCAUCUUCGACCUCAUGGACCAGGGCGGCGAGCAGCUCGCGCUGCGGUACGACCACACCGUCCCCCUGGCGCGCUAUCUCGCGAUGCAGGGCGGGAGCUCGACGCAGAGCAAGCUGUGGCAGGUGGGCAAGGUGUAUCGAAGGGACAAUCCCGUGAUGAGCAAGGGCAGGAUGAGGGAGUUCACGCAGGCGGACUUUGAUAUUACGGGGAGUUGGGACGCGAUGAUUCCUGAUGCUGAGAUUCUGUCGCUCCUCUGCACUAUCCUCACCAAGCUCGACAUCGGCGAGUUCACGUUGAAGGUAAAUCAUCGCCGAAUCCUCGACGGGAUCUUCGAAGUAUGCGGUGUGCCACCCGAGAAAAUUCGAAGUAUAUCCUCAGCCGUCGACAAACUCGAUAAACUUCCAUGGGCUGAAGUUAGGCUCGAAAUGACGGAAGAAAAGGGUCUCGAUCCUGCCGUCGCAGACAAGAUUGGCGAAUACGUGAAGCACAAAGGCGGCCCUGAGCUCCUCUCUCUCCUCGAACGCGAUGCGGCUCUAACGGCCAACGCAAGUGCAAAGCAAGGACUAAGCGACAUGCGCAUCCUCUUCACCCUCUUGAAGGCGUACGGCGUCAUUGAGCGGAUAUCAUUUGACAUGUCGCUCGCACGAGGGUUGGACUAUUAUACGGGGAUCAUCUACGAAGCGAUCGUAGAGGCGAGUGCGCCUCCAGGGUUCAAAGCCGCCAACGCCUUCGCUUCUGCUCCAUCGGCGGAGUCGUCCACUGCCUCUUCUUCCGCACCUGCACCCGCCGCCACCGAAUCCAAGAAGCCCAAACCAAAGCCAAAAACCACCAACAGCCCCAACGCAGACGACGACAAAGACAUCGACGAAUCCCAAGUCGGCGUCGGCUCCAUCGCCGCAGGCGGGCGGUACGACAACCUCGUCGGCUCCUUCCUCUGCGGCGCCGCAGGCAUCACGCCCACCUCCAACCCAAAGGACUACAAGAAGCUCAUGGGCGCGGGGGCGCCGUGCGUCGGGGUCAGCAUCGGGAUGGACAGGAUCUUCGCGCUGGUGUGGCCGAGGUGGGUGGAGAGGGGGGCGAGGGCGAAGGGGACGAUGGUGUAUGUGAUGAGUGCGGGCGAUGGGCUGUUGGAGGAGAGGGUGAGGCUGGUGAAGGAGCUGAGGGAUUCUGGGGUUAAGACCGACUUCCUCGCCAAGUCCAAACCCAAGAUCGCCGCCCAGUUCGCCGCGGGCGAGCGCGACGAGGUGCCAUUCGCCGUCAUCCUCGGCGCGGACGAGCUCAAAGCCGGGCUCGUCACCGUCAAAGAGCAGAGCUGGCGCCUCGUCGACGGGAAGAAGGUCAAGAUCGAGAGCACGGACAAGGGCACACAGGUCAAAAGGGACGAGCUGGUGGCGUGGUUGAAGAAGAGCGAGACGUGGGGCGAGUGGGAGGCGGGGGUCUGGUGA